Molecule: messenger RNA, 2964 nt
Organism: Spathaspora passalidarum NRRL Y-27907
Lineage: Eukaryota; Fungi; Ascomycota; Pichiomycetes; Serinales; Debaryomycetaceae
Gene: MED14
Product: Med14p
Exons: 1
Coding region: 1-2964 (987 amino acids)
Biological process (GO): regulation of transcription by RNA polymerase II
Cellular component (GO): mediator complex; core mediator complex
Molecular function (GO): transcription coregulator activity
Source: RefSeq, a predicted model, not a curated record
AUGAAUGAAGACAUCAAUGGACAAGAUACCAGCAAAGUUCCUCCACUUCCCCACGUUACCACCAACAUUCUCCCACUUUCCUCCAUUAUCCAUUUCCAUACCCAAGAGGCAUACAAGCAGUUCACCACCGCCAUAGACAACUUGGCUGCGGAUCAAUCAAACGACGUCAAGCGGAAAAAGCAGUUCUUGGAGCUCAUCAUCUCUCUCCGCCAUGAUUUCGUCAAAUUGUACACGCUUGUCAAGUGGUGCAGCAACAGUGCCGACGUGUCUAAGCUUAUAGACUUGCUCAACUGGCUCAGACAGUUGGAGUUUAGUUACGAUCAAUUGUUGUACACCAUGAACACCGAGUUUGGUAAUAGCCAGUUCAAUUAUGGCACAAAAUUGCCCAACAGCGACUUGAUCACCAGUUUGCAGGUGUUGUAUAAACAACGACCCCAAUUGGCAAGUUAUGGAUAUCUACGCACGGACAACGACGUGGUGUCGAGCGAAAAGAUCUUGGAAGUGUUGAAAGAGUUGAACUUGGUCUUGACCAUCCGAUUUGCAUUGAUGAAUGAUGUGGAGUUGCCCCCGAGGUUCAACAACAAUUAUGAAAUAAAAGAUGGGAAAUGUUUUAUAACCAUUCCGAACGAGUACCAACUUGUCAUAACCACCAUCAGCCAAACAUCACCAUUCUACCUCAUAGACUUCAAGUUCCUCUUUGGAAUCAACCAGGAAACCUUAUCCAUAUCUCAUAACUCAUACACAAAACUCCCACCGAAAUCAUACAAGAAACUAGAAAAGAUUGUCAACACAGUCUUCAAUACAAGCACAUCCACAUCACUCACCGAAGUCUACGAACUUCUCCACAAAUACUCGAUGUCAUUCAAACUAUACCUCAUUGCCAAGCAGAUAAAAGAACUAAUGGUCAACAGCAAAUGGCGAAACAACAUCGACUUGAACUAUUCCAUUGGUCGCAACUCACUAAUACUCAACUACUGGAGCAGCCACUACUUAUCCAAGAACUAUAAAUCAUUUAUUGAAUUAGGAAUAGACCGGAAUUACAAUUUGAACUAUCGAUGGUUCAAGAAUGGCCAGUACCAGCAAACCGACAUGACGGAGAUAUUCAUCCAGUCACAGCCCGAGGAUAACGAAGAGGUGAUUAUCGAUGACGAUGACGAUGAAGGCAACGAUGACCAUCCACACGAUUUAAACGUCGAUGUCAUGUUGAAUGUGAUUGUCAACAAGCAUGCAGAAUUACUCAUGAGUAGUGUAUUUGAACGCCUCGCCGGGUUAUUGAGUCCUGAAGAAAUAAGCCAAGUCAAUUCGCAUCAGCUCCUUGUCAAAUUAUCCCAUAACAAGUCGACGAUAUUUGCAAUUAAUCCACUUACGGGAUAUUUCUAUUUUAUCGACCCAAUAACAAUUCAGCAAGCCAUAACCAAGAAGAUCAACACUGCGCCCAGCACAUCCAGCAAGUUCAUCUCCGAGGACGACCUAAUUAAUAACAUAAUCGACCAAAUCAUCCAACUUAGACUUUUGGUUUACACCAAAGAAAUCAACAACAAGUUACUCACAAGCCAAUGGAUAAACAACGACAUAAUCACCCUCAGUGAAACUGAACUCAGUAAGCUUGGCAAUUCAGGAAAAUGUCAGUUCUACCGAGUCAAGAAGUGGCCCAGCUCGUGGUUUUUGAUCAACUCCAUCAAUGGAAUCAACAACCUGGUGGCGUGGUACGUGGCCCGAAUUAAGAGUAUCAAGGGAGAAUGGAAGAUACAGUGGAAGAAUAAGAUCCUGCAUGAUCUGGAAUUAAAUUACGGGUUCUUUUCCGGGUUGGCUACCAUUUGCUCCAAUAUGAUUAUCGACCAUAUGAUCAUCGAGGAGUUGCAAACUAAACAUAUUAAGUACUUCAAGGUGGAUGCCGAUAAAGAACGUAAAGUGUUGGCCAAGUUUGGUAUUAAGGAAAAGCCUAGUGUCGAGGGAACUAUUUAUCAAUCGUUAAUUAUGAUUUACAAUGAUGAGUUGUUGCCAAUUAAUAACUCCUCCACGAGUUUGUUUUUGCAGAUCCAGUUGUUGAGUGAUCACAAGAUGAAUCUUACCUUGUUUGGAAACUUGCGAAACUUGUCGAUAAUACAGGAGGACUAUUCCCAGUUGAAUCUUACCAUUAUUGAAGAAAACUUUGAGUUUAAAGACACGGUGAAUUUAUCCACUGCCACUAUGACUGAACGAAACUUACUAUCCAAACUUUUCAAUAAUCUCAACCAAUUCAACAAGCUUAUUAAGAUUCUUGACCAAUUAAACAACAACCACAUACAAAUCGUAUCCAACACAAUCAAUGACAUCACAAUCAACAUUGAUGGAAAUAACUUGACUAUCCUCCUUCCUGAAGAAUCCACCAUGUGUAUUCAACUAACCACCACAACUGAGAAUUCACAAUUGCGACUCAUACUAGAAUAUUUGAAUAGGUAUUUGCACACAACCAAUACAUCAUCCGUUAUUGGAAUAAUCAAGUACUUGCAAACCAUAAAUCCAAUCUUGAAUGCCAUUACCACCAUCAAUAAGUUGGUCAACAAACAAACCUUCCGAUUGAGUAACGGGUUAUCGAGGUUGAACUUUGAUGUCACUUUAAACACCCUCAACUCGAUCCAGUUCAUUUUCCAUAUCAGUUCCAGCACGAAUCUGAAGAAGAUAAUCAAGGACAAAAUCACCGUCAAUAUAAGUUUCAAGAACAACAAGUUUGAUAAGCAAAAGAGGAACUUGGUCAAGAUAUCGCUUCGGGAUAACUUGAUCGACAAGAACCUCAAGUUUAAGAAGUUAUUUGAGUUGAUCUUCAAGAGUAUUAAUGACUUGGAACAGACCAAGAAGAACGACACCAGUGUUGCUUUGUUCAAGUUGAACUAUGACUUUUUGAUCAGCGGGAACAUCCUUGAAGAGUUGCUUGAACGGAUCGGCAAUAGUUUUAUAAGUUAUUUACAGUUGGAGAAGAGUUGA